CUGUUCUGAGUGCCUGACUGCCUCACCCUGAAGGAUGGCCUUGGAUGGGUAUUAGAGGCCCAGGGGCCCGGGCUCCUGUCCCGUUCGUCUGUCUGUUAUCAUCGUCUGUCUCUCUUGACAUCAUCGCAGCUUCACCCCCUCCUGUCCCAGCCCCCAGCGCCAGCUUCCUGCAGGCCCAGAGCCGGCAUGAACUCUCCCAACGAGUCGGCAGAUGGCAUGUUAGGCCGGGAACCACCCUUGGAAAUCCUGCCGCGGACUCCUCUGCACAGCAUCCCUGUGGCAGUGGAGGUGAAGCCAGUACUGCCAGGAGCCAUGCCCAGCCCCAUGGGGGGCGGGGGUGGAGGCAGCCCCAGUCCUGUGGAGUUGCGGGGGGCUCUGGCUGGCCCUGUGGACCCUGUGCUCCGGGAGCAGCAAUUGCAGCAGGAACUCCUGGUGCUCAAACAGCAGCAGCAGCUGCAGAAGCAGCUCCUGUUUGCUGAGUUCCAGAAGCAGCAUGACCACCUGACACGGCAGCAUGAGGUCCAACUACAGAAGCACCUCAAGCAGCAGCAGGAGAUGCUGGCGGCCAAGCGGCAACAGGAACUGGAGCAGCAGCGGCAACGGGAGCAGCAGCGGCAGGAGGAGCUGGAGAAGCAGCGGCUGGAGCAGCAGCUGCUCAUCCUGCGCAACAAGGAAAAGAGCAAAGAGAGUGCCAUCGCCAGCACUGAGGUGAAGCUGAGGCUCCAAGAAUUCCUCUUGUCAAAGUCAAAGGAGCCCACGCCAGGCGGCCUCAACCAUUCCCUCCCACAGCACUCCAAAUGCUGGGGAGCCCACCAUGCUUCUUUGGACCAGAGUUCCCCUCCCCAGAGCGGCCCCCCUGGGACGCCUCCCUCUUAUAAACUGCCUUUGCUUGGGCCCUAUGACAGCCGUGAUGACUUCCCCCUCCGCAAAACAGCCUCUGAACCCAACUUGAAAGUGCGUUCGAGGCUAAAACAAAAGGUGGCUGAGCGGAGAAGUAGUCCCCUUCUGCGUCGCAAGGAUGGAACUGUUAUUAGCACCUUUAAGAAGAGAGCAGUUGAGAUCACAGGCGCUGGACCUGGGGUGUCGUCCGUAUGUAACAGUGCGCCCGGCUCCGGCCCCAGCUCUCCCAACAGCUCCCACAACACCAUCGCUGAAAAUGGCUUUACCGGCUCAGUCCCCAACAUCCCUACCGAGGCCUCCCCGAAGCUGUCAACACAGCAGGAGGCUGAGAGGCAGGCUCUUCAAUCCCUGCGCCAGGGCAGCACACUAACUGGGGGCACAUUAACGGGCAAGUUCAUGAGCACAUCUUCCAUCCCUGGCUGCCUGCUGGGCGUGGCACUGGAGGGUGACACAAGCCCCCAUGGGCACGCCUCAUUGCUGCAGCAUGUGCUGCUGCUAGAGCAGGCCCGGCAGCAGAGCACCCUCAUCGCUGUGCCACUGCACGGGCAGUCCCCAUUGGUGACUGGUGAACGUGUGGCCACCAGCAUGCGGACAGUGGGCAAGCUUCCAAGGCACCGGCCCCUGAGUCGCACCCAAUCCUCGCCACUGCCACAGAGUCCCCAGGCCCUGCAGCAGCUGGUCAUGCAGCAGCAGCACCAGCAGUUUCUGGAGAAGCAGAAGCAGCAGCAGCAGCUACAGCUGGGCAAAAUCCUUACCAAGACUGGGGAGCUGCCCAGGCAGCCCACUACCCACCCUGAGGAGACAGAAGAGGAGCUAACCGAGCAGCAGGAAGCCUUGCUAGGAGAGGGCGCUGUGACCAUGCCACGGGAAGGCUCCACAGAAAGUGAGAGCACUCAGGAAGACCUGGAAGAAGAAGAGGAGGAAGAAGAAGAGGAAGAUGAGGACUGCAUUCAGGUCAAGGAUGAAGAGGGAGAAAGUGGCCCUGAGGAGGGGCCCGACUUGGAGGAGUCCAGUGCCAGUUAUAAAAAGCUGUUCACAGAUGCCCAGCAGCUGCAGUCCCUGCAGGUGUACCAGGCACCCCUCAGCUUGGCCACUGUGCCUCACCAAGCCCUGGGUCGCACCCAGUCCUCACCUGCUGCUCCUGGAGGCAUGAAGAGCCCCCCAGAUCAGCCCACCAAGCACCUCUUCACCACUGGUGUGGUCUAUGACACGUUCAUGCUGAAGCACCAGUGCAUGUGCGGGAACACACACGUGCACCCCGAGCACGCUGGCCGCAUCCAGAGUAUCUGGUCCCGGCUGCAGGAGACCGGCCUGCUCAGCAAGUGCGAGCGGAUUCGGGGUCGCAAAGCCACCCUGGAUGAGAUCCAGACAGUUCACUCUGAAUACCAUACCCUGCUCUAUGGGACCAGCCCCCUCAACCGACAGAAACUUGACAGCAAGAAACUGCUUGGCCCCAUCAGCCAGAAGAUGUAUGCCAUGCUGCCUUGCGGGGGUAUUGGGGUGGACAGUGACACCGUGUGGAACGAGAUGCACUCCUCCAGUGCUGUGCGCAUGGCAGUGGGCUGCCUGGUGGAGCUGGCCUUCAAGGUGGCUGCAGGAGAGCUCAAGAAUGGAUUUGCCAUCAUCCGACCCCCAGGACACCAUGCUGAAGAGUCCACAGCCAUGGGAUUCUGCUUCUUCAACUCCGUAGCCAUCACAGCUAAACUCUUGCAGCAGAAGUUGAAUGUGGGCAAGGUCCUCAUCGUGGACUGGGACAUUCACCAUGGCAAUGGUACCCAGCAAGCGUUCUACAAUGACCCCUCUGUGCUCUACAUCUCCCUGCAUCGCUAUGACAACGGGAACUUUUUUCCAGGCUCUGGGGCUCCUGAAGAGGUCGGUGGAGGGCCAGGUGUGGGGUACAAUGUGAAUGUGGCAUGGACAGGAGGUGUGGACCCCCCCAUCGGAGACGUGGAAUACCUGACAGCCUUCAGGACAGUGGUGAUGCCCAUUGCCCACGAGUUCUCACCUGACGUGGUCCUAGUCUCUGCUGGGUUUGAUGCUGUUGAAGGGCAUCUGUCUCCACUGGGUGGCUAUUCUGUCACCGCCAGAUGUUUUGGCCACUUGACCAGGCAGCUGAUGAAGCUGGCUGGGGGCCGGGUGGUGCUGGCCCUGGAGGGAGGCCAUGACUUGACCGCCAUCUGUGAUGCCUCUGAGGCCUGUGUUUCAGCUCUGCUCAGCGUGGAGCUGCAGCCUUUGGAUGAGGCAGUCUUACAGCAAAAGCCCAACAUCAACGCAGUGACCACACUUGAGAAAGUCAUCGAGAUCCAGAGCAAACACUGGAGUUGUGUGCAGAGGUUUGCUGCUGGUUUGGGUCGCUCUCUGCGGGAGGCUCAGGCAGGUGAGACUGAGGAGGCCGAGACUGUGAGCGCCAUGGCCUUGCUGUCAGUGGGGGCUGAACAGGCCCAGGCUGCUGCUGCCCGAGAACACAGCCCCAGGCCGGCAGAGGAGCCCAUGGAGCAGGAGCCUGCCCUCUGACACUCUGGCCCCCAUCCUGGGCUUCAUCAUUGUGAUUUUGUUUAUUUUUUCUAUUAAAAACAAAAAGUCACACAUUCAACAAUGCGUGCUGUGUGGGUCUCUCAGCCUUGCCCCUUCUGCUCCUCUAAGCUGCCUCAGGCCCCCCGACCAUAUAUGACCCACAUCCCAGUUCUAGAAGUUGCUCUCUCUGUAGGAGGUAAGGGUUCACAGUCCAGCCCCUCCCCCAUUUUGCACCCUAUGCCACUUCCCUAAAUUCUGUCCUUUCCACCUUGGAGUCUGGGCCAGCUCAAGGUGAGCAUGGGGGCCCAAACAGUACGCUCCAGUUCUGGGCCCCCCCCACCGCCCUAAGCGAGGUGGGAACAGUAGGUUGGUACCUUGGCUUUAGCAGACUUUGGGGGGGGAAUGCCUUAAUUUCACCCCCUCCCCUUCCCACUGCCUAGGCUGCAGUGGCAGGGAAGUGGGCUCCCACACUGUGCUCUGCAAUCCUUCCCAUCUUUUAUCCCCACCAUCUCUGCAGACUCCUCUCUGGCCUCAGCACCCACCAGAGGCUAUGCUAAGGAUGAGGGCCUUGGGUCUGUGACCAGAGUUGUCUUGCCUCACACUCCCAGCAGCUGAGAGGAUGAGGGGAUGGGAUCUUAAAGUUCUGAGGGUCUAGAUGGAUCCCUAGAGGCAAGCCUGCGCUCACUUCAGUUUUGCCCUCCCUGCCUUCUUGCUGACACAACCUGGGG
Dipodomys ordii (Ord's kangaroo rat) is the source of this 4142-nucleotide messenger RNA. It is a transcript of the gene Hdac5, whose product is annotated as histone deacetylase 5. Gene Ontology annotation, molecular function: histone deacetylase activity. Gene Ontology annotation, biological process: negative regulation of transcription by RNA polymerase II; chromatin organization. Bases 187 to 3414 code for a protein of 1075 amino acids. NCBI's taxonomy places the organism in Eukaryota, Metazoa, Chordata, Mammalia, Rodentia, Heteromyidae. The record is from RefSeq and is a predicted model, not a curated record. Gene Ontology annotation, cellular component: histone deacetylase complex. The transcript is spliced from 25 exons.